Molecule: messenger RNA, 3808 nt
Organism: Lycium barbarum (goji berry)
Lineage: Eukaryota; Viridiplantae; Streptophyta; Magnoliopsida; Solanales; Solanaceae
Exons: 5
Coding region: 3189-3677 (162 amino acids)
Source: RefSeq, a predicted model, not a curated record
CCCCCGUCCUUUUUGUCUCUUUUUUUCCUGUCUUCUAUCUCUCCUCUCUUUCACUUUUGGAAAGAUAUUUAGACACAUUAACAUUCAACUUCAUCUUCUUUCCCUCUUCCCUUAUUAGUAAUAACUUACUAUAUUAAAACCCCCAUAAAAAUCUGUAUAUAUUAUUGGAAGGUGGCGACUUGGUUGGACAUCGCCAGUGUUUCAAACUUGGCACUAUUGUUGCCCAGUGUAGGCAUAUUUCAAUUCUUUUUAAAGAUUGAUAUAGUAAUUGUUGUUACGAUGGAAUGGUUGGUAGUUAUAGUGUUUUUGUUCUGAUGAUGCCACAGAUAAUGUGUAAAAAUGAGAAAAAUAAGCCCGCGUUUAGCCAUAAGAAUUAUUCACUUUAUUCUGAAUUUUUUUUUCACUUUUUUCGGAAUCAGCGUUUGGCCAUGAGAAUUCCGAAUAGAACUUGAAGUUGUAUUCCGGAAUACCAAAAACUCAAAAAACUUAUUUUUUAAAAAAAUUCACCUUUUUCACUUUUUUAUUAUUACAUUUUACCAAAAACUACAAUUUCAAAAACUAUUGUCAAACACAAUUCCAACUCCAACUCUAAAAUUCCAAAAAAAAAAAAUUGGUAUCUAUGGACAAACGGGGCUAAGUGUUUGAGGUGCGGUGUAUACCUCUAUUGUAUAUCAAGUAUAUUGUUUUUUGUAUAUACACAGUAUAUGAUAUACAUUGUCGGAAAACGUGCAGGAAGAAGACCUAUGUGAUAUACAAUGAUAUACACAAUAUACAACAUCAUAUAGAUUGUUAGAAAAUGUGUCGGGAAUAGAACUUUCUGGCGACCUGCCAUAUUUUUUGCUAUAAAAGACUACUAAAACUUUUGUGAUUUUUUUUUGGGUUAUUGAGGGGUUGUUGGGGAAGAUAUUUGGGAUGGGGAUGAGAAACAAACGUAAAGAAAGAGAGACAAAGUUAUAGGAGUUACUUAAUGGCAGUUUUUAUGGGCUACAUGCCCCAGUGGCAAUUUUUAGCUAAGCAUCUGUCAAUUAUCUUUAAAAUUGUAUGUAGGUAUCAGUUUCCUUCCUUGACAAAAACAUUGCACCAUAUAGCGUUGUUUGAGGCUGCUCUUUAACGUUUUCCCUUUCAAAGGUAAGUGGAAACAUAUGUUAGACACCUGAUUUUUGAUAUCUCGUAAUUUAUUUUAAUUAUUCGGGGUCCUUGGAUAAUAAAUAAAAUAAUUUUACACACUCCUAAAGACUCUUGAUAAUUUUACAUAAUUACCCAGGUCAACAUUUUACUUCUAUAAAUUAAUAGGGAAACCUUCAAGGCUCUAUUAAUCAUUCAGAAAUUUAUCAGCAUUUUAUAAAAUACUUUUAUAAUUUGUCAACAACAGAUCCGUUUUAAACAAUUGUUCAUUUAAUUAAUCAAAGUCGAGAAAUCAAAUGAGAAUGCAAUUUAUUUUAUUUUUCAUCCAAGGAAUUUAAGUAGUUGAGAGAAUUUACCAUUAUACCCCUCAAGCUUUAAAUUAUUAUAUGUUUGCAUAAUUAUGUCGAUUUUGACGAAAUUGUUUUGAAAUUAAUUUUUAGUUUUAAUUGUUGUAUUCUUGCAUAGAUGACCACCUCAUAAUUAACCAUUUCAUGGUUCAAGAUAGCUGAGGUCAAUUUUUGCAAAUUUUAAAUUCCUAAUGACUUUAAUUGAAAUGUCCAGACCAUGGGCAAAUUGAUUAAGGUCAUUAAUGCAAAUAUGUCUUAAUUGGUUAAAUUAAUACCAAGGUAAGGCUAUAUUUGCAAUAAUUAAUUGCAAGGCUAUUUCUGCAAUUAAUUACACUAGCAGGCUACAAUUGCAACCCUCAUUUAAUUAAGGGUCAAUUAAAGUGCCAUAUUUGCAAAACGAGUUUUAAAGUCGCAUUUUAAUUUAAUUACACCUUUGUUGGACCACGUUUUAAUUAUUUGUUUUGUUGCGACUAGUCAUUUUAAACACUAACCUAUUUUUCUAUAGUGCUCGUCUUACCCCUACGUGCAUAUAUACAUUCCAUAAAUGCUCGUAUACGUGUACGAUAUACAAAAUAGGCCCUCCUCAUUUAAAAUAAAUGGCCGAGCCCAGUCCAUAAUGGACUUGACCCGACCCAAAUGGGAGAAGUAAGUACUCCCUCCGCUUCAGUCAAACACACCCCUAGGAGGGGUCAUGACUCUCUCUACAAGCUAGGGUUUCUUACAACCCUAGCGCCGCCCCAUCCCUUCACCUCUCUUCACGUCCAAUCGACGGCGUAGGGCCUAGAAUAUGCGCGUGAGACAUGGUGUUGGCAGAAGAAAGGAUGACACAUUUAAUUGCUUCAUCCUUUUCGCGUUUUCUCCACUCAAUCUCAUCCAAACAGACACUUGAAGGUACAAUCCAAGUGUUUUCACUUACUUUACUCCACUUUACAGUUGUUUUAAUCGAUUAGAGCCGUUGAUUGUUGCUCUUCUUUGAAUCUGAGCCCUCCAUUGUAGAUUUAAGCUUAAAGUUUGUGAAAACUGUGAUAUCCCACAUUGUUUGUGAAGUGGUAGAAGUUAUCUUUGGGGUUCUAUUUGUAUUGUGAAAAGAAGAAGAAGGAAUCCGGAUAAAAAAGCUUCCUACUUGAUAUCAUUCGAGUUAAAAGCUUAUUAGUUAAAAUUCUAAAGGUUUUAAGGUUUUAAAAAACUUGUUCUCAGUACAAAAUUUCCUCUUUUUUUUUUUGGUGGUGGUGGCUGGAUUUGGAGUGGAAGAAGUUUUCAAAUCCCUUCUUGAUUCAAGUCUGCGUCUAAAAAAGGUAGGCGGGGAGAUGGAUUAGACCUGUAGGUGUUCUAUCAGCGGAUUCUUACGAGCACUCCACUUACUUCAGAGCUGCAGUCUAUUUGAUGUCAUCAGGUGGUAGUGAUCAAGGUAGAGGUAGAGGUAGAGGUAGAGGUAGAGUUGGAGGUACUAGUAAGAGAAAAGAUAAAGACCUAUAGAUCCUACAGCUACUAGUAGUCAGUCCAUUCCGUCUGCUCCACAUAUGCAGUCUACUCCGCCUUCUUUUUUUAUGCCUGACUCUUCUAUGCAGGGCUAGUCUGGUCAGUGGGCCUUUCAGCCGGCACCACCUCAGCCGGCAUCAUUUACCUAUCCCACUUCUAUACCUAUACCUAUGUAUUGCCCACCACGUGGCAGAUCUCUUAGCACAUCGGCCACUUUGUCUUCUUCUCCUUCUCCAAAUGGUACACCUCCAAGUGUAUCUAAUUUGCGCCUUAGAGAUAGCAGCUCUGAGCCUGAGUCACUGCUAUCCAACCAGUCUCGGACCAUCGUCGUCCUCCGCACCUGCUCCUGCUCCUGCACCUGCACCGGCUCCUAUACAGGCACCAAUACAUCAUGGUUUACAGCCGGGAGAUAGAGAUGCGAUAGGUCAGAUUUUCAUCGUGCCUGAGGGAGUUGGGUUCUAUCCAGAUCACGACACUACAAAAGUCGUGCUGGAUGUUGUUCGGAGGCUUUAUGGCAAUCAUUUUUAUACUUCAUGGGGUGAAAUCCCAUAUGAUACUCGACAGGCUAUGUUUAGAGAGUUUAACAUGUAUUGUACAUGGGAUCCAAUGGACAAUGAUAGGGUUGCUGCAAACUUUGAGAAGAAGGGGAGUGCAAGGUUGUCUGAUUGGUUUUCGAGGGCUAGAAGGUAUAUGACGAUGCCCCAAUGGCUAAACGCUGAACAGUGAGAGAAACUUAAGGCAUAUUGGCAAACUCCUGAGUUUAUCGCCAAGUCUGAGCCGGCAAAGGCUGCCUCCCAGAAAGGUGCUCUUUGCACACUGCGGGUGCAAGAAGUCAGGGGCACGUGGCUAGAACAAUG